Messenger RNA from Theobroma cacao (cacao), 1960 nucleotides. Its product is annotated as laccase-7-like. NCBI's taxonomy places the organism in Eukaryota, Viridiplantae, Streptophyta, Magnoliopsida, Malvales, Malvaceae. Gene Ontology annotation, biological process: lignin catabolic process. Gene Ontology annotation, molecular function: copper ion binding; hydroquinone:oxygen oxidoreductase activity. Gene Ontology annotation, cellular component: apoplast. The record is from RefSeq and is a predicted model, not a curated record.
AUGGGUCGCCCUGUUUCCUUGCUGGUAUGGGCUGUAGCUCUUUUAUUUGCUUCAACAGCCUCAGCUGCAGUAGUGGAACAAACAUUCUAUGUUCAAAACUUGACUGUUACUCGAUUGUGCAAUCGUCAGGUGAUUACUGCAGUCAAUGGCAGCCUCCCUGGCCCUGCAAUCCGUGUCCGAGAGGGUGACACACUGAUUGUUCAUGUCCUCAAUAAGUCACCUUACGACUUGACUGUUCACUGGCAUGGAGUGUUUCAAAAACUGAGCUGCUGGGCAGAUGGGCCUAACAUGAUCACCCAAUGUCCCAUACGCCCUGGAAACAAAUACACAUACAAGUUCAGAAUCACCGGUCAAGAAGGAACAUUCUGGUGGCAUGCUCAUGUCUCGUGGCUACGAGCCACUGUCUAUGGCGCACUGGUUGUUCGUCCCAGGUCAGGCCGCUCGUAUCCAUUUCCCAAGCCACACAGGGAAGUUCCCAUCUUGUUAGGUGAGUGGUGGAAUGCUAAUGUCAUUGAUGUUGAGCAGCAGGCAGUUGCUACUGGGGGUGCUCCUAACCUUUCCGAUGCUUACACCAUUAAUGGAUGGCCGGGCGAUCUCUAUCCAUGCUCUCAAAACCAUAUGUACAAGCUCCAGGUGGAGACAGGGAAGACCUAUCUCUUACGCAUCGUCAACGCGGCACUCAACAACCAGCUCUUCUACAAGAUAGCCAAACACAAACUGAGAGUUGUCGCUGUCGAUGCCGCCUACACCAAACCCUACGUCACGGACGUCGUCGUUAUAGCCCCUGGCCAGACGGUGGACGUUUUGCUGGCCGCGGAUCAGCGUGUUGGGUCAUUUUUCAUGGCAGCUACACCAUAUGCUAGCGCAGAUGGUGUACCGUUUGAUGAUACCACCACGAGGGGAGUCGUCACGUAUGAUGGUACACCGUCGUCCGCAACGCCGGUAAUGCCGGACCUUCCGGCGUUCAAUGACACCCCCACGGCGCACAAGUUUUUCAGUAAUUUAACAGGGUUGAAGGGUGGGCCUAACUGGGUCGAGGUCCCACGAAAGGUGGACCACAAAAUGUUUGUGACGAUCGGAUUGGGGCUCGAAGCCUGUCCAGCAAACACGACAUGUGUGGGUCCAAAUGGAGUAAGGCCCUCUGCCAGUAUGAACAACCAAUCCUUCGCGCUACCCACGACCGUGUCUAUACUGCAAGCCCUGUUUUCCAACGUGGGCGGGGUUUACACCACGGAUUUCCCCGCCAAGCCCCCAAUUCAAUUUGACUACACCAACGCUACCAGCGUCGGCAACAACCCAGGGCUGUUCUUUGCUCCAAAGGCAACCAAGGUGACGACGCUGAAGUUCAACUCAACGGUGGAGAUGAUUUUGCAGAAUACAGCUAUCCUUGGAGUGGAGAAUCAUCCCAUGCACAUCCAUGGCUUCAACUUUCACGUACUGGCGCAAGGAUUCGGGAACUACAACCCUGCCACGGAUAGGAAGAAGUUCAACCUCGUCGACCCACAAAUGCGUAACACCAUUGGCGUUCCGGUUGGAGGAUGGGCUGUCAUCAGAUUCACAGCCAAUAAUCCAGGUGUCUGGGUCAUGCACUGUCACUUGGACGUGCAUUUGGGUUGGGGCCUGGCCACUGCUUUCGUGGUUGAAAACGGGCCAACUCCGGCGACAACUUUACCCCCACCUCCGGCGGACCUACCAAAAUGCUAGAAGUUUUCAGUUGCAGAAAAAACAUGGCUGAAAGUUUCUCAAAAUUAAUACCGACCCACAAUUGUUUUGUGUUCGUAAAUGAAUUUGGAUCUGCUUCCAUGGUUCCAUUCCAACAGAAUUCUACAUCCAAUAAAGGAUAUUCAUUACACAGUAGCCUGUUCUGGCCAAAACCAAAUUGUACUUAGCUCAAAUACCUCCAUGGGUAUGGUACAAAAUUAUUCCCAUGCUUGUUUCUUUAAUUUCCUUUUCCUCUUUC